AUGUCCAGAAUAGCGAAGGAUUGUAGCACAUCGGAAAAGAAAAAGAGGGAGCCUUUCCCAAUUUUGCAAAACCCGCUCAACUCCAUACGUGUGGUCAAAGUUUUAGCAAAGCUUGACCAGAAUGAUGCUAUACAAUGCGUAUCGCGUUGUUCAAGCCUUGAGUUCAACUAUAUGGCGGUCUCCUACGAAUGGGGAAACAAAAAGUGUGAAGAAAUAAAGCUUAACCACUCACCACAUGCGGUGGGUGCUAACCUUCUUCGAUUGCUUGAAUAUGCGCGAAUUCCAUACGCGGGAAGAUGGCUCUGGAUUGAUGCAUUGUGUAUCAAUCAUGCUAACUACAAUGAGCGGAAGGCUCAAGUCAGUAUCAUGGGCGUCAUCUUUUCAAGCGCCAACCGGGUCCUGGCUUUUAUUCCAGCGAAAUGUGGAUUCGCACCUCAACAACCUGAACCUCAGCGACCUCUGCACAGAGCUUGGUCGUUCCUGGAAGGAAUGGAACGGAAAGCGCCAAUCUCUGACUGUUUCGUUAAAUGUAAAUGCGGCGGUUGUGGGCGCGAAAGUCAUUCAUGGAAACGGGAUAUCGUCCAAGGGAUCAUUGAAAUUUGCCGGUGCAGCUACUGGGAACGUUUAUGGAUCAUUCAAGAAGUCGUCUCAGCACGCAAGCUCCUUCUCACCAAUGGAAUCCAAAGGAUAAAAUGGGCCACGUUGCAAUUAGGUUUGCAGAAGCUGAAACAAUGCAAUAAAUUGAGUCAAGAUCAACAGGAUGAACUCAGCUUGAGCAUCCCAUUUCGAGUCCAGGAGUUACGUACCGGUCAGCGACGUGCGUCGCUGGUGGCUUUGCUCUCUGAUUAUGGUUCUCAGAAAUGCCGCGAUUUUCACGAUCACGUUCAUGGGUUGCUCUCGAUCGCAAUCAAUGGUCACCGCUACCCAGUUGAUUAUAAAUCGAGCAAGCUACAAUCAUUGUUUACCACCAUCGAAUUUUGCCGCAAACAUGGUGCUUACCUCCCCGAAGAAACAGAGCUGUUUUCUGUCGCGAGCACAAUUUGCAGUGCUUUGAGCAUCGAUCUCGAGUUAUUAAUGGACAGUUCUCCUUCUUUUUGCAACAUUGAGGACAUCGAAUGUCGGGCACUGCUUUCACCCUUCAAAAUCACUACAACAGUCAAACAAGGCUAUCAAAGAAAUGCUCCCAUUGAGUGCCAUUGCUGCCACUUGAGUGUUGACCCCGGUGCGUUGGAAGAGGCGCACUACUUGUUAUGUCUUGCGGACGAAGGAGCUGGCACACACCUUCUUUUUCGCAAGGCCGAAAAUUUUCGACAGGAGGCCCGCCUGAUAACCGCAUUCCCGCCGCACGGCGAUGGACCCGAUCCUGACAGAGUGUCAGCGAAUGUGGAAGAAAAAGUGACAGAUCUUUCCUUGUCGCCAAGUCCAGCCGGAUUGUAUUACAUCCUGCGUAUGACACCUGCGGCUUUUCUUCGUAUUUUGCGCCAUGAGCACACAAAUUUGGAUGAUAUCCUACUCAGAACUCAGCAGCUCUGCAUUAUUUCAGAAGGCGACUCGAAUACGAAAGGAGGUGUGGACACUGCACAAGAGCAAGCUGAGGAGGGAUAA
This is a messenger RNA of Exophiala oligosperma, 1605 nucleotides long. RefSeq lists its product as uncharacterized. The transcript has a single exon. Bases 1 to 1605 code for a protein of 534 amino acids. NCBI's taxonomy places the organism in Eukaryota, Fungi, Ascomycota, Eurotiomycetes, Chaetothyriales, Herpotrichiellaceae. The record is from RefSeq and is a predicted model, not a curated record.